This is a messenger RNA of Symbiodinium necroappetens, 474 nucleotides long. The record is from the annotation of a GenBank genome assembly. NCBI's taxonomy places the organism in Eukaryota, Dinophyceae, Suessiales, Symbiodiniaceae.
AUGCCCCCGGCUCCGCAAACUGCGCAGGCCAGGCCCAGCCAGACCCCGCCUCCGAAGCAGCCCAUGGUGGCUCCGCAAGUGGCAGCUCCUUCCUUUGGAGCCUCACAUGCCACGGCACAAGCUGCCGCCCCGCCAUUCACGGACCCGAGGCAAGCGCCGCAGCAGCCCGUGGCAGCUCCUUCCGUUGGAACCCCACAUGCCACGGCACAAGCUGCCGCCCCGCCAUUCAGGCAAGCGCCGCAGCAGCCCGUGGCAGCUCGAGCCCCCCAAGCUGCCGCCCCGCCUUGUGUGGAUUUGAGGCAAGCUGAAGUGGCUCCGCCUCCGCCGGAGCCGUGGCCCUCAAGAGCUCAAACUCACCUAGUGCACGCCUCGGCUUGGCAGACGGUGGGCUUCGACGGGACGGUGCGCUGCGAAUUGUGCCGGAAGGUCGCCGACGAGAACCAUCUCUGGUCCUCUGAGCACAAGAAGAGGAUG